This is a messenger RNA of Lotus japonicus, 1739 nucleotides long. RefSeq names its product protein trichome birefringence-like 2. Gene Ontology annotation, molecular function: O-acetyltransferase activity. Gene Ontology annotation, cellular component: Golgi apparatus. Bases 1 to 1590 code for a protein of 529 amino acids. Lineage: Eukaryota; Viridiplantae; Streptophyta; Magnoliopsida; Fabales; Fabaceae. The record is from RefSeq and is a predicted model, not a curated record. The transcript is spliced from 5 exons.
AUGGAGUACUUGAAGAAACUCACAUUCUCUGACCCUUUUUUGUCACACAGAAGAAAAGUGUUUUCUGGGUUUGGUUUGAGUUUGGGUAUUGGAGCUUCUCUGCUUCUGUGCUCUCUGUUCUUUUUCAUUAAUCCCUUCUGGGUCCCCAAAGUUCAAGUGUUUCUGCCAGAAUUUAACACUACUAGUGAAGAUUCUUUGUUUGCUUCACCCCCCUCUUCAUUCAACACUAGCCAGUUUAAUUAUUCCUCUGAAAACAACACUUCUGUUACUUCAUUUUCCCAACAUUAUGAGGGCACUGUAGAAAAUGUUGUUGAGGGUAGAACUGGUCAAGUGAAUGUGUCAGGUAUUAGAUUGGGACCAGAUGUUGACAUGAAUAAUGUUAGUUUUGGUCUUAAAGUGGGGGGAAAUGUGGGCAAUGCUUCAUGCAAUGGUGUAGAGGGAAGGAAAGAGGGGAGUUUGGUUGGGGAAAAGAAUGUAACUGUUAUUGAUAAUGGUUCCCAAGUAGUGGAGAAAAUGAAAGUUAGUUUUUAUGAGGAGUGUGAUAUCUUUGAUGGGAAGUGGGUGAGGCAUGAUUCAAAGCCAUACUAUCGUUUAGGGUCUUGUCCCUUCAUCGAUAGGGACUUUGAUUGUCACCGGAAUGGGAGGCCUGAUCUAGAUUAUGUGAAAUGGAAGUGGCAGCCAAAUCAGUGUGACAUUCCAAGUUUGAAUGCAACUGAUUUUCUGGAGCGGUUGCGCGGCCAGAGGCUGGUUUUUGUGGGGGAUUCAUUGAACAGGAACAUGUGGGAGUCUCUGGUCUGUACCCUCCGUCACAGUAUCAGGAAGAAAAAGAAACAUGUUUAUGAAAUUUCAGGAAGAACCGAAUUUAAGAAGAAAGGUGUCUAUUCUUUUAGAUUUGAGGAUUAUAAUUGUUCGGUGGAUUUUGUUGCGUCACCGUUCAUUGUUCGAGAGUCCACUUUCAAAGGAAAAAAUGGGUCAUUUGAGACAUUAAGAUUGGAUUUGAUGGACCUCUCAAUUACCAAGUAUCAGGAUGCUAAUAUCAUAGUCUUCAAUACAGGCCAUUGGUGGACUCAUGAGAAAACAUCAAAAGGAGAAGAUUAUUAUCAAGAGGGAAACCAUGUAUACCCUAGACUCAAGGUUUUGGAUGCAUAUACAAGGGCUUUGACCACUUGGGCUAAAUGGGUUGACCAGAACAUUGAUGCCAAUCAAACUCAGGUUUUCUUCAGAGGAUAUUCAGUUACACAUUUCUGGGGUGGGCAAUGGAAUUCUGGAGGACAGUGCCAUAAAGAAACUGAGCCAAUAUUUAACAAAACUUACUUACAAAAGUACCCUUCGAAAAUGCGGGCUCUAGAGAAUGUCAUAAAAAACAUGAAAACCUCAGUGAUAUAUCUGAACAUAAGUAGACUUACAGAUUUCAGAAAAGACGCACAUCCUUCGGUAUACAGAAAGGAGUACAAGAUCUCAAUGGAGCAGAACACUACUGCACCAUUUGAGGAUUGCAGCCAUUGGUGCUUGCCUGGUGUACCGGAUACUUGGAAUCAACUGCUAUAUGUUUCUCUCUUAAAAAGAGGGAAGGGAACAUGGAAAAGCUGAGCAAGAUUCCUCAUUCCACAACCAAUUUCUAGUUUUUUAUGCUUAUUUAGAGUCUGUUUGGAUGCGGGACAAAAAGCACUUAUUGGAGCUUAUGCUUUUUUCUAGUGAUAACCUCUAAUAAGUUCUAUUUAGUCGGGAUUCAAUCUGGA